UAUAUUUUUGUUUCAAGGGAGGCCUAGGACCUAAGUUAUAUUUAAAAUUGUAUAAAAAAUAUCGUAAAAAACAAAUUUAGCAAGCUAUGAAAUAAAAUAAAUGUAAUUUUAAUUCAAAAUGUUGAAUUCCUUGCAAAAUUCUAUCAAAUAUUUGCGGGUUGUGAACAUUAAAACCGCCUUAAACUCGUUAAAAGAAUGUAAACCAAAUAAUCCAAUAGUAAGACCCAAACUUGAUCUAAUAUCUAAAGCCAAAACUAUAUCCUUCUCACCAAGAUGUAUCAAUUUCGAAAUACAAGAAAAGCCUAUGGAUAAUAAAAUAAAACGGGAUCCUUUAGCUUACACUCCAAUAGUUAAUCCGAGGUCAAUUUUACCACUAAUUGAUGCCAAUUGGAGAAAUGAUGAGAUUGGUUUGCCUGCCAUUGACCGAGAAGAAAAACAAGCAAUCCGUUUGAUUGUUAUUAGAAGGAAAAAGAUGAAGAAACAUCAAAGGAGGAAGCUUUUUAAGAGAAUGAGGCAUCGCUGGGCAAGAGUAAAGAAAAACCGCCGCAUUAAGAAAGAAAAAAUCUUUCAAACAGAGUUAAUGAUGAUGAUUAAACAGGCAAAUGCAUUUUCUGCUGAGCAGUAUGUGACUAGCAAAAUUGAUAAAGCAAACCACACUCCAUUGCCAACUCGCUGGAGACACAAGCGUCUUCCUCAGUUCAUCAUACGACAACUACUUGGCAUUGAUAAGAAGAUUAAUUACAAGCAUACUGAUGUAUAUAAAGCAUAGAUUAAGAUCAAUGUUUAGUAGUGCUUUAGAAUAAUUAAAGGUGUAUAUUAAUUUACUAUAA
Pieris napi is the source of this 830-nucleotide messenger RNA. RefSeq lists its product as uncharacterized. NCBI's taxonomy places the organism in Eukaryota, Metazoa, Arthropoda, Insecta, Lepidoptera, Pieridae. The record is from RefSeq and is a predicted model, not a curated record. The coding region runs from base 119 to 769 and encodes 216 amino acids. The transcript is spliced from 3 exons.